Miscanthus lutarioriparius is the source of this 1149-nucleotide messenger RNA. The record is from the annotation of a GenBank genome assembly. NCBI's taxonomy places the organism in Eukaryota, Viridiplantae, Streptophyta, Magnoliopsida, Poales, Poaceae.
AUGAAACAACAACAGAUUGAUGUUUGGUCCUGUAACUAUAAGGUUUGGUUUAUAGGAGAAAAUGCUAAUUAUACUGCAUCUGAGUAUACCUGGGAGUCUGCAAAGCCGCUAGUCAAUUUUUCAGAAUUGCAGCUAAGUAAUGGGGAAAAUCGAGGUGCCAGUGGUACUGGUAUUGGAUAUGUAAUAAACCCAAUGCUUAAGGUCCUAGAUGAAAUGUAUAGAGCUCAAGAUGAUCUUGCCAGGCGAGAAUACUUGAUCACCUGGAUGACAGUGUUGAUGAUGUUUGCUGAUCGACUGGAGGAACAGAUCGUUCACACUUCUUCGCCCACAGUAAUAGAUGGCGGGGUUUGGAGAUCAGGAGGAACAGGUUUGAGGUCAGGACUCCAGCUUGGAGGCGAUGGUGGCUUGGGGGAUCUGGAGGAACAGCGGCGGCGACGGCCAUGGCCGGCCGCGGCGGUGUGGGGCGGCGACGGUGCGGUGGCCCGCAAAAUUCGCAGGCGGAAGCAGCGCAUACUCGGUGGCGAUAUAUGGCGGCUGCGAGGCCCAGGGGCAGCGGCAAUAGCCUGGCGCGGCUGGCCGCUUGGGUGGCCGCGGCGGCCGCGGCACCGGCGGCAUUCCGGCGAGGUAGCGGUUCCGCAAGGCAAAUGGAGCGGUAGAGGAUGGACAGGAUCUCACCAUGGUUCGUGCGCGGGCGACGAUGGGAUCGGAGACGACCCGAGCAGUGAUGGCCACGGGAGCAGCGGGUAUGGCGGCCACGGCGUUCACGACUCACGAGGCGCUCUGGUGGAGCUCAGAGCACGCGGGGAUGACGGCGAAAUUGGCAGCAGUGUGGGAGUGGAUCAAGAAGGGCGGGAUGGAGGGUGGCGGCGCAGCGAGCUGGGCGUCGCCGGCACUGGCGUCUGUGCGCGCGCCGUUCGCGAUGACCUUGGCACAACCGGGGCGCGCGUGGCGAGCGUGGCAGCGUUCCGCGGACGCGUGGGCGGCACGCGGCAGGCUUGGCGUUUCAUCGAGCAUGUGGCGGGCGAUGUCAGACGAAACCGCAGCUCGUCGCUUGUUUUGAUCCGUGGUUUCGUCAUAUUCUACUUUCAUUCGGAUCCAGAGGCUGUAACGAAAUAUCUUCACCGCAGCGUGUUCUACAAGUUUGAUUAA